Etheostoma cragini (Arkansas darter) is the source of this 1688-nucleotide messenger RNA. Its product is annotated as claudin-10. Gene Ontology annotation, molecular function: structural molecule activity. Gene Ontology annotation, cellular component: plasma membrane; bicellular tight junction. The transcript has 5 exons. Bases 590 to 1378 code for a protein of 262 amino acids. Gene Ontology annotation, biological process: cell adhesion; bicellular tight junction assembly. The record is from RefSeq and is a predicted model, not a curated record. NCBI's taxonomy places the organism in Eukaryota, Metazoa, Chordata, Actinopteri, Perciformes, Percidae.
AAUGAACUAUCACAUUGACUGUAAAUUUGAUUAGAAUAUGCUUUAAUUCCUAAUCUGUUCCAGGAUUGUAGAACGCAACCUUCCUACCGCCCCUUAAAAUGUCCAAAUUACCAGAAACUUUACUGAGAGCCUUGGUAUUGUCCGGCCCAGCAGAUAAUGUAGUGUGUGACUAUUGUGCAAACAAAAGCAAUACAUAUUUGUUGAUGCAAAGCCCAUCCGACAUCUAAGAGUUUUUUUUAUAGAUAGAGAUAUAAAAGAAGAAAAUGUCUAUUUCAAGAAACAAAUCAAAUGGUUGAUUUGCAAUAAUGACGAAGCCAAAAACACAAGAGUUAACUGCAAUGUUAGUAUGAUCAGGCACACCUUCACACCUUCUGCCUGAAUGCGGGGAACCUAAAGGAUGCUUACAAGGCAAAACCGUCUAAAAGAUAAGGUAAAAAAACAACACUGCUGGUCUGACACAUCAGCAAUCACAGAGGAAGAGCUCAGUCCAGUUUUCCACUGUGGGAAGUUGUUCAAACUCAGACAGUACUCUAUAUUUAACACAUCUUGAGACUUUUUAAUCUCUACUACUUGAGAACCAGCCGUCACCAUGGAGUACAGGACGGUAGUGAUGUACGUGGAGAUCGGCUGCUUUGUGUCCAGCCUGUUUGGCUGGAUCCUGGUAUGUUCCACCCUUCCCACAGAGUACUGGACUUUCUCCGAGGUGAGCAAUGUCGUGCUCACCACAGGCAACUUCUACUACAACCUGUGGAAGGACUGCGUCUCAGACACCACAGGGAUGUCUGACUGUAAGGAAUACCCUUCCAUGCUGGCCCUGCCUGCGUUCCUACACGCCUGCCGAGCGCUCGCUGUCUGCACUGUUAUCACUGGUUUCUUUGGAGGCGUCCUCACACUUAUAGGGAUGAAAUGCACUAAAAUAGGCGGAUCAGAGAUUACCAAUACGAGGGUGACCUUUGCAGGCGGUAUAACCUACCUGGUAUCAGGAUUCUGUGGUAUGAUCACCUACUCAUGGUGGGCUAACCAAAUCAUAACAGAAUUCUUGGAUCCCAAUUACUUACCACAGAAAUUUGAACUUGGAGCUGCAAUUUUCAUUGGCUGGGGUGGCUCCAUCCUUCUCCUCUGUGGAGGGACAGUGUUGUCUUACUUGUCUGGAAAAGGUUUACCAUCAAGUAAUGUCAAGAGUUCUACAGAAAGGUCACGCAGAGCAGCCACUUACGCCUCUGCCCAGACCAGACGGACCUACAUGCUGCCGGCCACGGCGUCCAGAGUGACUCUUGUGCCGCCGAUGUUUUAUGAAGGCAGGAAGAGCCAAGCAAGCAUUGCAACCAGUGCAACAAGGAAAGCCAGUGUCACCUUCAACAGGGACAGCUUCGUCUGAGCCAGAGGGGACUUCUGAGCUAGUGAAGUUACUUUAAAGAUUUGAAAAUCUACUGUGUCUAUGACUGGUAUCAGUCUUCUAAUCAAACUCAUGGCAAGCACGAACACAAGUCAAAAAUUUCCUUUAGAGAUGGGCCGAUACCAUUUUUUGCUUCCCAAUACCGAUUCUGAUACCUUAACAUUCGUAUUGACCAAUACCAAGUACUGAUCUGAUACCAGUGUGUCAUAUAUUUUAACAAUCGUAUACUACUAUCCCUGUAUGGAUGUUAUAGGAUUUCUAUCUUUAUUGGCGGUCUGGCUCAGGUUAAACU